Tarenaya hassleriana is the source of this 3422-nucleotide messenger RNA. Its product is annotated as AP-4 complex subunit epsilon. Gene Ontology annotation, biological process: intracellular protein transport; receptor-mediated endocytosis. The transcript has 10 exons. Gene Ontology annotation, cellular component: membrane coat; AP-4 adaptor complex. The record is from RefSeq and is a predicted model, not a curated record. The coding region runs from base 292 to 3126 and encodes 944 amino acids. Lineage: Eukaryota; Viridiplantae; Streptophyta; Magnoliopsida; Brassicales; Cleomaceae. Gene Ontology annotation, molecular function: cargo adaptor activity.
UGGAACACAAGCAAGACUCUUUCUUCUUCACAUAAAUCUCUUCACGUGUUUCAUCCUCCGAAUCUAAUUUUCUUUCAGAUCUUAACUUUUUCUCUCUCUUUCCUUCGGCCGAUUACGGGAAGUUCGAAGCUUCCCAUGGUGCAAUUCGGGUUUGGAAUUGGAAGAACCCUAAUCCAAGCUUGAUAUCGCCGUUAAUCGAUCGGUGGGAGGAGGAAAGCGGGUCGAAUUUUCGGUUUGUAGGGUCUAAUUUGUCGGUAAGUCGGAUUCAGUGAAGCUUUUUUUCCCCUUCCGAUGGAGCAGCUGAAGACGAUCGGGAGGGAGCUGGCGAUGGGAUCGCAGGGAGGGUUUGGUCAGUCGUCGGAGUUUCUCGAUCUGGUCAAGUCGAUCGGCGAGGCUCGAUCCAAGGCUGAGGAAGAUAGGAUCGUGUUCAACGAGAUCGAGACUCUGAAGCGGCGGCUUCUAGAGCCAGACGUGCCGAAGCGGAAGAUGAAGGAGUACAUUAUACGGCUCGUCUACGUCGAGAUGCUCGGCCAUGACGCCUCCUUCGGCUACAUUCACGCCGUGAAGAUGACCCACGACGACAGUCUCCUCCUCAAGCGCACUGGUUACCUCGCCGUCACGCUGUUCCUCAACGAGGAUCACGACCUAAUCAUCCUCAUCGUGAACACGAUCCAGAAAGAUCUCAAAUCCGACAACUAUCUCGUUGUUUGCGCGGCGCUUAAUGCAGUGUGCAAGCUGAUUAACGAGGAGACGAUUCCGGCGGUUCUGCCUCAAGUGGUGGAUCUUCUGGGUCACCAGAAGGAAGCUGUGAGGAAAAAGGCAAUCAUGGCUCUGCAUAGAUUCUACCGAAAGUCGCCAUCUUCGGUUUCGCAUUUGAUCUCUAACUUCAGGAAGAAACUUUGCGAUAACGAUCCAGGAGUAAUGGGUGCGACCCUUUGCCCGCUUUUCGAUCUCGUAAGUGCCGAUGUUAGCUCCUACAAGGAUUUGGUCAGCAGCUUCGUCAGCAUUCUCAAACAGAUUGCUGAGAGAAGAUUGCCAAAGAGUUACGAUUACCAUCAGAUGCCCGCACCGUUCAUCCAGAUCAAGUUGCUGAAGAUUCUGUCAUUGCUGGGAAGUGGUGAUAGGAGUGCUAGUGAAAUGAUGUACACUGUGAUAGGAGAUCUGUUCAGGAAGUGUGAUUCCUCUACCAAUAUCGGAAAUGCUAUCCUUUAUGAGUGUAUUUGUUGCGUUUCUUCUAUACAUCCAAAUCCCAAGUUGUUAGAAGCAGCAGCUGAUGUGAUCUCCAGGUUUUUGAAGAGUGACAGUCACAAUCUGAAGUAUAUGGGCAUUGAUGGUCUUGGUAGACUGAUAAAAAUAAGUCCAGACAUAGCUGAGCAACACCAGCUUGCUGUAAUAGAUUGUUUGGAGGAUCCAGAUGACACACUAAAGAGAAAGACCUUUGAAUUACUGUACAAGAUGACAAAGUCCUCUAAUGUGGAAGUGAUUGUUGACCGCAUGAUCGGCUACAUGAUUAGUAUCAGUGACAAUCAUUACAAAACCGAGAUAGCUUCUCGUUGUGUUGAGUUGGCUGAGCAAUUUGCUCCGAGCAAUCAAUGGUUCAUUCAGACUAUGAACAAAGUUUUCGAGCAUGCUGGAGAUAUAGUUAAUAUUAAGGUGGCUCAUAAUCUGAUGCGUUUGAUUGCUGAAGGCUUUGGGGAGGACUAUGACGAUGCAGACAGCAAGCUUAGGUUAUCAGCUGUGGAAUCAUACCUGAGGAUCAUUAGCGAGCCAAAGCUUCCGUCUCUUUUUCUUCAGGUCAUUUGUUGGGUCUUGGGAGAAUAUGGGACGGCUGACGGGAAGUAUUCAGCUUCUUAUAUUACUGGAAAGCUAUGUGAUGUGGCAGAGGCAUAUUCAAGUGACGAAACCGUCAAGGGCUAUGCUGUUUCUGCACUUAUGAAGAUAUAUGCAUUUGAAAUCGCAUCUGGGAGAAAGGUGGAUGUCCUUCCAGAGUGUCAAUCUUUGAUCGAACAGCUACUGGCUUCACAUUCAACAGAUCUUCAGCAACGUGCAUACGAGCUUCAGGCUGUGCUUGCAUUAGAUGCCCAUCCUGCUGGGAGCAUAAUGCCAUUAGAUACCAGUUGCGAAGAUAUCAAGGUUGACAAGGACCUUUCUUUUCUCAAUGGCUACAUCCAACAAGCUAUCGAGAGUGGAGCUCAACCCUAUAUUUUUGAAAGUGACCGUUCUGCAGCAUUCAGUACCAGCGAUUUCCAUUCCCAAGACCUCCAUGAAGUUUCUUCCCACGCUCUUCGUUUUGAAGCCUAUGAACUUCCGAAACCCGCAAUUCCGUCAGUGCCACAACCUGUUUCUCUUGCUGCAUCGACCGAGCUUGUGCCAGUACCAGAGCCUUAUUACAGCGAGACACCUCAGUCAAUUUCAACAUCAUCAGAAAUCAAGCUGCGGCUAGAUGGAGUUCAAAGGAAGUGGGGUCAACCGACUUACUCUUCUGCCUCAUCAUCUAUACCAGAUUCUUCUACUCAGAGAUCGGCUAAUGGGGCAUCUACUCACUCAGAUGGAGUUGGUUCAACUAGUUCAAAGAAGCCUGAAAUUGAUCCUGAGAAACAGAGACUUGCUGCCUCGUUGUUUGGUGGAUCAUCAUCAUCACCAUCAAGAACUGAGAAAAGGGCAUCAUCUUCUGGUGGCCAGAGGGCUGGAAAAGGGCACAACCAUGGAGGUAACAAAACCGCCAUGCCCAUGGAAACUCCACCUCCUGACCUGCUAGACUUGGGUGAGCCCACUGCUUCUGCAAUUACAAGCAGUGACCGAAUGACCGAUCCAUUUAAGGAUUUAGAAGGGCUUAUCGAGACGAGUCGAGAUGGUACUUCAAGUCAUACCGAAGCACCGAAUUUCAUGGAGCUAUUCUCAGAUGCACCUGCAACUGGUGAAGUCACUACCAGUGUGGAUGCUCUGUUAUCAGGAGGAUUAUCAGACACAGACCCAGUUCCAAACCCUAGCUCGCAGACACAAGUAGCUCAGUUCUCAAAGGGACCGAGCCCGAAAGACGCAAUACAGAAAGACUCACUUGUCAGGCAGAUGGGUGUCAAUCCGACGGGCCAGAACCCUAACCUGUUCAAAGAUCUGUUCGGCUAGGAUCUCUCUGUCCGGCAAGGAACAUGCUAUGCCAGAUCACACGCACGGGUAAUGUGACAGUAUAGAGACAUGGUUCGGAUCUCAGGCAGAGGUUUUGUACUUUAAAAACCGACAGAAUGUUCGUUCUACACAAAAGGGUCGGUCUCAUCUCGAGCUCUGGUUUUUGUCUGCCGAGAGUUCUGUCAUGUUGUUUCUAUCAAAUACUGCAUCUUUUCAUAGUGUUUCUCUCUCUGUUCUGUUCUUGUAAUAAAUGUUCCCGAGAAGUUUAUUUCGCAAUAAACGUGGGUUCCGUGAUA